Messenger RNA from Phyllostomus hastatus (greater spear-nosed bat), 1366 nucleotides. It is a transcript of the gene CXCL16, whose product is annotated as C-X-C motif chemokine ligand 16. The coding region runs from base 487 to 1236 and encodes 249 amino acids. The record is from RefSeq and is a predicted model, not a curated record. Gene Ontology annotation, biological process: response to type II interferon; receptor-mediated endocytosis; positive regulation of cell growth. Gene Ontology annotation, molecular function: chemokine activity; low-density lipoprotein particle receptor activity; scavenger receptor activity. The transcript has 5 exons. Lineage: Eukaryota; Metazoa; Chordata; Mammalia; Chiroptera; Phyllostomidae.
AGUCUUGGAGGAGGAGGCGGGGUGUAGACUCCCCUGUGGACUUCCCGUGGGCGAUCUGGAGUGGGUGAGCGGACGGGCGGGGCUGGCGACCCUAAACCGCACGGAAGGAAUCAGCCCGUCAGGUCGCUGCCCGCCUGCCCCGCCACGCCGCAGCGCAAGUUUUCUCUUUCUUCGGACAUUUCGGUCAACUUUCGACGAAGGCUCCGGCCCCGCAAGGGACGUGGGCGAAGGAGCUCCGCCUUUGGGGGUUCCCCCGCGUGGGAGGCUGGAGUCCGUGGGGAGUCCACGUACUCACUGCGCUGUCGGUUCCAGACGCUUCGAGCGCCGGGAGGGACGGAGGACCUUGAGCCACCUCCCUCCGGCCUCUGUCUCUCCCAGAAUCUCAGGCAGAGCAGGUGAAGGAAGCGAAAGCCUUAGAGAAACCAGCUGACGUCUCUCUCGUCUCUCUCCGCCAGUCGGGGAAGCCAGACCUGGCUUGUCCCCGAUAUGAGGAGGGCCUGGAGACCCCAGUUCCUCGGCCUCCUCCUCCUUCUAGCGGCGCUGACUCUGCCAGGCAGUGGCAACGAGGGCAGCAGCGCUGGAAGUUGUCACUGUAAUAAAACGUUUCCUUCCAACGACCCUCCAACGGAUAAACAAAUGAAACAUCUCCGAAAACAACUGAAACACCAUACUCAGUGUACUUUCUUCGUCAGGUUCCACCUACCUCGUGGGACUGUGUGUGGGGGCAGCAGCGACCCGUGGGUGACUGAAUUGAUCAGCUGCAUUAAACGCAAAGAAUGUGGACAUGCUUACUCUGGGGGAGUGGCCCACCAGGACCACUUACCUCCCCCCGGCAGCCAGGUUCCAGAGUCCACAGAACGGACAUCUGCAGUCACAGGAAUCUCUGCCCAGACGUACUUGCCACCCACUUUGCAGUCUACCCAGCAGCCCACCCAUCCAGGAGGCAUACUGUUUGUGGACAAAAAGCUCAUUCACAGCAGUGAAACCACUACUUCCUCUGUGGGCCUCAGUCUGGAGGCUGGGCCUGAGGCUGGGGAGAACAAGAAGCGGUUGGAAGAAAAUGUGGGUCCCACAGGUGGGACACCUGCUAUGGUGCCAGUGCUGUCCCUCUUGGCCAUCAGCUUCAUCCUCACUGCAGCCCUCUUCUAUGUGCUGUGUAAGGGGAAGAGUAAGAAGUCACUGCAGUGCUCUCCAGAUUUGCAGCUUCAGUAUACACCUGUGGCACCAGACUCCUAACACUUGGACUAAGAAUGGAAGCCUGUGAUUAUGAUUAAAUAUCAUGUACGUUGCAUAUAUUUAAACAACCUCUCUGGUACAUGGUAAGCACUCUGUAUACACAUAAAUAAUCAGCCAUUGUUCUCUCUGA